This is a messenger RNA of Rhagoletis zephyria (snowberry fruit fly), 1209 nucleotides long. RefSeq lists its product as uncharacterized. Gene Ontology annotation, biological process: DNA integration. NCBI's taxonomy places the organism in Eukaryota, Metazoa, Arthropoda, Insecta, Diptera, Tephritidae. The record is from RefSeq and is a predicted model, not a curated record. Gene Ontology annotation, molecular function: nucleic acid binding.
AUGCAAAAGUUUAAUAACGCCAUCGAUUUUCAAAUGAUUAAACGGGCUCAAAUAAUCAUAAUCAAAUAUGCCCAGUACAGCGUAUGUCGCGAAGAAGUAAACCUCUUGAGCCUCGGUAAAGCGCCGCGCAAGCAUAGCCAGCUUGGCUCAUUGAAUGUAUACUUAGACAAGAGCGGAGUAAUUAAGAGCAAAAGUCGCGCAGAGCACCUUAACAGUCGCGCGGACAUUAUUGUGCUACCAAAUUCACACCAUGUUACAUUUUUAAUCGUACGCUCGAUACAUGAAAAAUUUCAUCACCACAUGCACGAAGCUAUCAUCAAUACAGUAAGCGCACAGUAUUACAUACCUCGACUUCGAGUCUUGUAUAGAAAGGUCCGCAAAUCUUGUCAGCAGUGUAAAAAUUACACCGCUAAACGAAAUGUGCCACAAAUGGCAGUAUUGCCAGAAAUUGUGCACAGCCUAGAUACAAGUUCUUGCGUUAUGUCGAUCAGAAAUUUUAUAGCUCGUCGUGGCUACCCACGACAUAUCUUCACCGAUAACGGCACAAAUUUCAAAGCUGCGAAAAAGAUCACAUGCGCGGAGAUGAAAGAGAUCGAUUUUUCACUACUUAUGUCAACAUUCGACCAGAUCAGCUGGAAGUUCAUUCCGCCAGCAGCGCCUCAUAUGGGAGGGGCUUGGGAACGGCUCGUGCGGUCUGUCAAAUCCGUUUUGUACAAUAUUAUGCCGUAUGCAAACUUCAACGACGAAAGCCUCAAAAGUAGCUUAUGCGAAGUAGAAUACAUCAUAAAUGCGCGCCCCUUAACUUUCGUUUCACUCGAGUCAGACGACGACGAUGCUCUUACGCCAAAUCACCUUCUGCUGGGUUCGCCGGACGGCUUCAAGCCCACGUGUACCGAUGACUUAGCCCUAAGGAAACGUUGGUACCAGAACCAGAAGUUCGCUGACAGAUUCUGGCACAGAUGGGUUAAAGAGUACGUACCCAUCAUCUCUAGACGUAGCAAAUGGUUUGAUAAAGUACCGCCGAUACGUGUUGGAGAUAUUGUCGUCAUUGUCGACGAAAAUUUACCAAGGAAUUGUUGGCCGAGAGGUAAGGUGAUCCGCAUUGUGAUAGCCAAAGGCGGACAGGUCCGCAGCGCGGAAGUUAAAACUACUUCAGAAAUACUACACCGCCCAGCUACCAAGAUCGCACGUCGGCUCUUCUGGGAGUAA